UGUCGCUGCGCGCAGGGGAGGAGGGCGCUGGCCGCCCCCCGGAAGCCGGCCGUGCCUGCCGCCUGGACGCCCUUCAUGGCGGCCGAGGAGAUGCGCUGGCCUGUCCCUAUGAAGGCCAUCGGUGCUCAGAACCUGCUGACCAUGCCUGGGGGGGUGGCCAAGGCUGGCUAUCUGCACAAGAAGGGCGGCACCCAGCUGCAGCUGCUCAAAUGGCCCCUGCGAUUCGUGAUCAUCCACAAGCGCUGCAUCUACUACUUCAAGAGCAGCACGUCCGCCUCCCCGCAGGGCGCCUUCUCCCUCAGUGGGUACAACCGGGUGAUGCGGGCGGUUGAGGAGACCACGUGCAACAACGUCUUCCCCUUCAAAAUCGUGCACAUCAGCAAGAAGCACCGCACAUGGUUCUUCUCCGCCUCCUCCGAGGACGAGCGCAAGAGCUGGAUGGGCUUGCUGCGCAGGGAGAUCAGCCACUUCCAUGAGAAGAAGGAGCUGCCCCUGGACACCAGUGACUCCAGCUCAGACACCGACAGCUUCUACGGUGCAGUGGAGCGGCCUAUAGACAUCAGCCUGUCCCCGUACCCCACGGACAACGAGGACUACGAGCACGAGGACGACGACGACUCGUACUUGGAGCCGGACUCCCCGGAGCCCCCGAGGCCUGAGGAUGCCCUGACCCACCCACCGGCCUACCCUCCCCCGCCGGUGCCCACACCCAGGAAGCCAGCCUUCUCCGACCUGCCCCGGGCCCACUCCUUCACCUCCAAGGGCCCAGGCCCCCUGCUGCCGCCCCCACCUCCCAGGCGAGGCCUCCCCGAGGCUGGCCCGGCCCCCGAGGACACGAGGAGGGACCCGCUGGGCCUGCGGCCCGCGCUCAGGGUGCCUCCUGCUCCCUCCCGGCGGAUGAGCGACCCCCCCGUGAGCGGCGCUCCCCUGGGGCCCGGCCCCCGCAAGCCCCCUUGCUUCCGCGACGGUGCCAGCCCCAGCCCGGAGCCCCAGACCCCUGGCCACGCGGCCGGCCCCGCCACCAGUGCCGCCACCGCCUGGAACUGUGACAAGCUCAAGUCUUUCCACCUGUCUCCCCGGGGGCCGCCGACCUCCGACCCCCCACCCGUGCCUGCGAGCAAGCCCAAGUUCCUGAAGAUGGUGGGAGAGCUCCCCCAGAGGGAAGCAGCCAAGCCUGGACUCUGGGUGCCCCCCGUGGCCCCUCGGCCCCCCGUGCUGAAGUUGCCCAAGCCCGAGGCCGCAGCUGGGCCUGCCGUGCUUCCCAGGCCCGAGAAGCCGCCGCUCCCCCACCUUCAGCGAUCACCCCCUGACGGGCAGAGUUUCAGGAGUUUCUCCUUUGAAAAACCCCGGCCACCCUCACAUGCGAACUCUGGUGAAGAGGACUCGGACGAGGACUAUGAGAAGGUGCCAUUGCCCAGCUCCGUGUUUGUCAACACUACAGAAUCCUGUGAAGUGGAAAGGUUGUUCAAAGCCACAAGUCCCCGGGGAGAGCCCCAGGAUGGGCUCUACUGCAUCCGCAACUCCUCCACAAAGUCUGGGAAGGUCCUGGUUGUGUGGGAUGAAUCUUCUAACAAAGUGAGGAACUACCGAAUCUUUGAGAAGGACUCCAGGUUCUACCUGGAGGGCGAGGUCCUGUUCACGAGCGUGGGCAGCAUGGUGGAGCACUACCACACGCACGUGCUGCCCAGCCACCAGAGCCUGCUGCUGCAGCACCCGUACGGCUACGCGGGGCCCAGGUGACGCCCGCCCCGCGCCGCCAGGAGCAGCAGCUGCGCCGUCGGCGCCCGGGCCGCACAGAGGAGCCCGGCCCGCGUGGGGAUCGGCAGGAGCCAGGCGCGUGCCGGGCGCCGGGCCUUCCCGGCCGACGGCGGUCUCCGCCCAGCGGGCCGGGGCUUCGGGCUGGACUCGGCCGUGGACUCCGUGGACUCGCGCCCCGCGCCCCGCCCUGGGCUCUCUCCUAGGACCCCGAGGCCCAGACUGAGCCGGGCUUGGGCUUUAGAGACACAGGUCUGCUCCCUACGACACACCUACUCUGCAGUGGACUGGGACCCGGCCAGACGGGCUGUUGGAUGGGGGCUGGGCUGGCCCCGGCCCUCAUGGGAAUGUUAAGACACAGGCUCCAGGAGGGGCUGUUGCCUCCCAAUAAAUCAGGGGACCUUUGCACAAUGGCCAGGUUUUGAUUAGCAAGGUAGGGGGCCGCUAGCUCUGCUCUGUGCCCACCAACGUCCAGAUGGGGAGCAGCUCACAGGAACCGGAAGCGGUAGCCUUUCCCUCCGCUAGGCCACAGGCCACCAAGCGACGUGCCCAGGGCUCGUCGCAGUGUCAACUCAGGGCCCAGCGGUGGCUGUCGUGAUUCCCAGCCCACAGUUCCAAAGCCCCAGCUCCCAAGUGGUUAUGGAGGAGCCGGCGCCCGCCGAGGCCGCGCUGUGAGCGGGUCCCUGGGCUGACUUCGCUCACAGUCCACUAGCGAGACACCCGCGUUGACACGCUGGCAGUGCAGCACCCCACGCAGUCGGGCCCUGGAGCUU
Messenger RNA from Perognathus longimembris pacificus (Pacific pocket mouse), 2528 nucleotides. It is a transcript of the gene Sh3bp2, whose product is annotated as SH3 domain binding protein 2. Gene Ontology annotation, biological process: signal transduction. Gene Ontology annotation, molecular function: SH3 domain binding. The transcript is spliced from 13 exons. Lineage: Eukaryota; Metazoa; Chordata; Mammalia; Rodentia; Heteromyidae. The record is from RefSeq and is a predicted model, not a curated record. The coding region runs from base 76 to 1740 and encodes 554 amino acids.